GCAUGACUAAAAAGCAUUUUGAAAGUUGAAAUAAAAUGGCUCGUCUCGUCUGGACAGGCUGUUCGAUGAUUCUCACGGGGCACAAAACCUAAUUACUAUUAACCCCUAACCCACCUCAUAGCAAAGCGCAACCCUCUUUGCCAUUGGACAGUUUUUUAAGGACAAAAUAGUCAUUUUCUGUUCAACACGUCAUUCAUCUCAACAAACGAGCUCACCGGAACCAAACCUUUCCCUUUCCUUUUUGCCCAUUUCUCCAGGAGGAAAGACCAGAUCUACGAAAUUCAAACAUUCAUUACAAAGCCAAAUCGAAACAAGAAACCCUAAUUGUUCAAUCUCUGGCUCGAUACGGCUUCGAAUCCAGAGCUUAAGCAAUGGGCGAUUUCAAUCUCGCUCUAAUUAUUGUAGCUAUAGUUGUUUGCAUUAUCGUUUUCAUCUUCAAUGUAUACCUUCUCAUCAAUUACCAACAUCCAGAUGACAAAAAUCAGGCGUAUUUCCCUAAAUUCGUUGUCGUUUUGGGCCUCUCCAUCGCUCUCAUUUCGAUAUUAAUGUUACCGGCCGACGUUGCCAACCGGCAAGCGUGUCGUCACGCGAUAUACAAUGGCGCCUGUAAUCUCACCUUGCCAAUGAAAGAUCUAUGGAUCGCUGUCUAUAUUAUUGAUGCUCUACUCGUCUUCUUUAUUAUCCCCUUUGCGAUGUUCUACUAUGAAGGCGACCAGGAUAAGAGUAUUGGCCAGAGGAUGAAAAGCGCAUUGUUAUGGGUGAUAACAACGGCCAUUGUAUGUGGUCUUGCGCUAGGCAUUUUAUAUGGACUCGUUGGAAAGGUGGAUUUCACUGUCAGGCACCUCUCUUCGACCACAACUAACUUCCCUAGUACUUGGGACUUCUCUAGCAGUCAGCCAUGUAUUGGAGCGGGUGCACGCCAGUGCUCGGCACAUCUUGCAAAUGCUUCCUCAGAGAGAACAUGGACGAUGCGCGCCACUUUUCCAGAAUAUGUUGUUGCUCUGGCUACAGUUGUUGGAUCUGUACUUUUUACGAUAUUUGGAGGUGUUGGUAUUGCAUGCUUGCCACUGGGACUUGUAUUUUCGUUCAUCCGACGUCCAAAGGCUGUUAUCACUCGGUCACAGUACAUAAAGGAAGCAACUGAACUUGGUAAAAAAGCAAGAGAAUUGAAGAAAGCAGCUGAUGCACUCCAUCAGGAAGAAAGAAGUGGUUCCAAGGGUAGAAAAUGGCGUAAAAAUGUGAAGGCAGUAGAGAAGGAGUUGCUUCAGUUGGAGGAAGAUGUAAAGCUGUUGGAAGAGAUGUACCCUCAAGGAGAACAGGCUGAGACAUCUUGGGCUUUGACUGUUCUUGGGUACUUGGCAAAACUUGUUCUGGGGAUCUUAGGGUUGAUUGUUUCUGUGGCUUGGGUUGCUCAUAUUGUGAUAUAUCUGUUGAUUGAUCCACCUCUUUCUCCUUUUCUGAAUGAGGUUUUCAUCAAGUUGGAUGAUAUAUGGGGUCUUCUGGGUACUGUGGCAUUUGCAUUCUUCUGCUUCUACCUUCUGCUUGCAGUGAUAGCUGGGGCAAUGAUGCUUGGCCUGAAACUAGUUUUCAUCACAAUUCAUCCCAUGAAGUGGGGAGCCACUCUAAUGAAUUCAUUUCUUUUCAAUGUUGGACUCAUUCUCCUAUGCUCCAUUAGUGUGAUUCAGUUCUGCGCUACAGCAUUUGGGUACUAUGCUCAAGCAACUGCUGCCCAAGAAAUUUUUGGCCACACAUUGCAGUCUCUCCGGGGAAUUAAAUACUUGUACAAGUACAAUGUUUUUCAGAUCGCAUUUAUUGUUUUAGCGGGUUUGACUUUCGUUUAUUAUGCUGCCUUUGGAUGGAGAAGAAAAAAGCCAAGCGGCAGAUUUCAGCUUUCCUCCUAAGGCAGGAUUUUGACUGGAGUGCACGCACCCACUUGGAGCCCUCGGAGUUGCCAGUUGUAUCAUCCUUGGGGAGUGUUGUUUGAUAUUUGAUGGAUAUGUAUGGCCUGGUUUUGUUUUUUUUUAUGUUGAAAGGUUUAGAGAGACAGGCCAACGUCAUCUGAGUAAAUUGGGUGGUUAUGAUGGGAGUGGCGUGGUGAGUACUGCUGUUUCUGCUUUUUUUUUUUUUUUGCUCCCCCUUUUUGUAUGUAUUAUUCUUUGUUUGGUUAAUGUUAUGUACGUGUUAUCUUUAGCACACAUGAGAGAUGAGUUUGUGUAACUUCUCUUGAUGUAAUAUAAUUACAUAACCAUUGAGAACGAAUAGAUCGUACAGGCCCACUACUUCUUCA
Messenger RNA from Jatropha curcas, 2287 nucleotides. RefSeq names its product LMBR1-like membrane protein. The record is from RefSeq and is a predicted model, not a curated record. Lineage: Eukaryota; Viridiplantae; Streptophyta; Magnoliopsida; Malpighiales; Euphorbiaceae.